This is a messenger RNA of Adineta ricciae, 1518 nucleotides long. The record is from the annotation of a GenBank genome assembly. NCBI's taxonomy places the organism in Eukaryota, Metazoa, Rotifera, Eurotatoria, Adinetida, Adinetidae.
AUGCAUCCUAACCAACAGCCGCCUAUGUAUACAACUCGACACUAUAUUCAUAAUCCGCAAUCAAAUCCUGCGUCGCGCCCACCUGCUCCACCUUACCCAUACUAUACAAAUAAUCAACCUCCAACGUCAGUCACUUAUAUAAACGACAGACCGAACUAUGGGCAACCGAUGCGACCGCAACAGCCACAAUCCUAUGCUUCACCGAACACCACCAACUAUCCCCCAGCACAGCCAAGACCGCCGCCACCACCAACACAAAACAAUUUUAAUCGAAAUAGUUAUGGUGGCCCAGCUGGAGGAGUCGGUGGGGGUGGUAUUGAAAAAACAAAUAUUAUGUCAAAUGAAAGUCCGUUUCAUGAUCCAGCACGUGGAUACGAACAAUACAAUGCACAGCGAACUGUUCAAUCGAUCACAUCGCCUCCAAAGGGUGGUGGUAACAUAGAAAAGACAAACAUGAUGUCAAAUGAAAGUCCAUUUCAUGAUCCGGCACGUGGAUACGAACAAUACAAUGCACAGCGAACUGUUACAUCGAUCACAUCGCCUCCAAAGGGUGGUGGUAACAUAGAAAAGACAAACAUGAUGUCAAACGAAAGUCCAUUUCAUGAUCCGGCUCGUCGACACGAGCAAUAUAAUGCACCACGUACCAUAACAUCGAUAACAGCACCACCGAAAGGUGAUGGUGGAUUGAAUAAAACGUUGAAUCUUUCGGAAGAAAGUCCCUUUCACGCUGUUUAUGCUAGUUACCACUAUCCAUCACAAAUUGACCCAACGAAACGAAUUACGAAUCAAAAUUCAGGUGUACGUUCGACGGAUAAUAAGUCCUUGAACUUAUCCGAUGAAAAUCCAUUUCAUUCAAUUUAUGGUGGUUAUCACUAUCCUUCCCAAAUUGAUCCAGCGAAACGAAUUACUGAAAUGCCAAAAGCUGCCGGACCUUUGUCAGCAACAAAUGACAUGUCUCGUGAAAAUCCCUUCAAUCCUUAUCGACCUCCAUCCCCGAGAAACUAUCCACCAGGUCCCGCACCAAAUUCGUAUCCGCCCAAUAAUGAUAAUUGGGACAGAAAUAAUAAUAUGGGUCAACCUGCAAAUCGUUACAGUCAAGGACAGAAUCAAUCGUUACCACCACCACCACAACAACAACAACAACAACCUAACUAUUAUAAUCAACCGCAAUCAUCAUCGAUGCGUCCACCGAGCCCUCCAGUACACCAACCGCCGGCUCGUCCCCAACCUCAAAAAGCAAAUCCAUCUGCUCCGUUAGAUAAAACAUCUUUGAAUAUGAGUCCAGAUAAUCCAUUCGCAUCAGCCUAUGGACAAUAUCACUAUCCAUCACCAGAAGAAAUCAAAGCUCAGAAAAGAGCGGCCGAACACAUGAAUCGCUAUGGUGAUCAACAACCGGUUAAUAAUACUCGACCAGGACCACCAGCAAAUCAAAUGACUGAGUAUCCCGAAACAGAAAAAAAAGAUGUCAUCGCCGGGAAAGGAAAUACAAAAUUUUCUCGCUUCGACGUGAACAUGUAA